Messenger RNA from Pelmatolapia mariae (spotted tilapia), 3005 nucleotides. RefSeq names its product NLR family CARD domain-containing protein 3-like. NCBI's taxonomy places the organism in Eukaryota, Metazoa, Chordata, Actinopteri, Cichliformes, Cichlidae. The transcript has 6 exons. The record is from RefSeq and is a predicted model, not a curated record. The coding region runs from base 1 to 2931 and encodes 976 amino acids. Gene Ontology annotation, molecular function: protein binding. Gene Ontology annotation, biological process: intracellular signal transduction; regulation of apoptotic process.
AUGCGAACACAGUUUGUGGAGAGGGUGACAGCAGAAAAUCUCACACAGCUACUUGAAGCUCUUGUAACAGACAAUGUCUUGAAUGAGUUGGAGAAAGAAAGGAUACAGGAAAUGAACCAAAGUAGAGCAGACAAGGCACGCGACUUCAUUGACACCGUGAAGAAAAAGGGAGAAAAAGCCUGCAGGAUAAUGAUCAGUCACCUUCGAACCAUUGAUGCUACAGUUUCCUGUCAGCUAGGAUUCUCCAGCAGGUGUCAGAAUAAUCUUAAAUCUCUGCUGAAGAAGAAGUUCCAGUGUGUGUUUGAGGGCAUCGCUAAAGCAGGAAAUCCAGCCCUUCUGAAUCAGAUCUACACAGAGCUCUACAUCACAGAGGGAGGGACUGCAGAGGUCAAUAAUGAACAUGAGGUCAUACAGAUUGAAACAGCAUCAAGAAAACCAUACAGACCAGAAACAACAAUAAGAUUAGAAGACAUCUUUAAAGGCCGACCUGGAAAAGAACAACCAGUCAGAAGAGUACUAACUAUGGGAGGGGCAGGCUUUGGGAAAACUUUGUUAACACAGAAGUUCACUCUGGACUGGGCUGAAGACAAAACCAACCAGGACAUUCAGUUCAUAUUUCCAUUCCCUUUCAGAGAGCUGAAUGUGCUGAAGGAGAAAAAGUUCAGCUUGGUGGAACUUAUCCAUCUCUUCUUUACUGAACCCAAAGAAGCAGGAAUCUGCAGGUUUGAAGACUUCCAGGUUGUGUUCAUCUUUGAUGGUCUGGAUGAGUGUCGACUUCCUCUGGACUUCCACAAUACAGAAAUCCUGACUGACCCCAGAGAGUCCACUUCUGUAGUUUUACUACUGACAAACCUCAUCAAGGGCAACCUGCUUCCCUCUGCUCACCUCUGGAUAACCACACGACCUGCAGCAGCCAAUCAGAUCCCUUCUGACUGUGUUGACAUGGUGACAGAAAUUAGAGGGUUCACUGACCCACAGAAGGAGGAGUACUUCAAGAAGAGAUUCACAAAUGAGAAGCAUUCCAGGAGCAUCAUCUCCCACAUCAAGACAACGCGAACUCUCCACAUCAUGUGCCACAUCCCAGUCUUCUGCUGGAUCACUGCUACAGUUCUCAAGCACAUGUUGAGAACCACAGAGGUGAGAAAGCUGCCCAAGACCCUGACUGAGAUGUAUAUCCACUUCUUGGUGGUUCAGGUCAAAGUGAAGAAGGUCAAGUAUGAUGGAGGAGCUGAGACAGAUCCACACUGGAGUCCAGAGAGCAGGAAGAUGAUUGAAUCUCUGGGAAAACUGGCUUUUGAUCAGCUGCAGAAAGGAAACCUGAUCUUCUAUGAAUCAGAUCUGACAGAGUGUGGCAUCGAUAUCAGAGCAGCCUCAGUGUACUCAGGAGUGUUCACACAGAUCUUUAAAGAGGAGAGAGGACUGUACCAGGACAAAGUGUACUGCUUCAUCCAUCUGAGUGUUCAGGAGUUUUUGGCUGCUCUUCAUGUUCAUCUGACUUUCAUCCACUCUGGAGUCAAUCUGCUGGAAGAACAACAAACUGGGGCACACUUCUACCAGACUGCUGUGGACAAUGCUUUACAGAGUCCAAAUGGACACCUGGACUUGUUUCUUCGCUUCCUCCUGGGUCUAUCACUGCAGACCAAUCAGAGUCUCCUACAAGGCCUGCUGACACAGACAAGUAGUCCACAGACCAAUCAGGAAAGAGUUCAGUACAUCAAGAUGAAGCUCAAUGAGAAUCUGUCUCCAGAGAAAAGCAUCAACCUGUUCCACUGUCUGAAUGAACUGUAUGAUCGAUCUCUAGUGAAGGAGAUCCAAAAUUACCUGAGAUCAGGAAGUCUCUCCAUGGAUAAACUGUCUCCUGCUCAGUGGUCAGCUGUGGUCUUCACCUUACUUUCAUCAGAAGAUCUGGAUGAGUUUGACCUGAAGAAAUACUCUGCUUCAGAGGAGGCUCUUCUGAGACUGAUGCCAGUGGUCAAAGCUUCCAAUAAAGCUCUACUGAGUGGCUGUAACCUGUCAGAGAGAAGCUGUGGAGCUCUAUCCUCAGUUAGCCUGGAGUCCUCUAAUUUAAUUGAGCUGGACCUGAAUAACAAUGAUCUGAAGGAUUCAGGAGUGAUGCUACUAUCUUCUGGAUUGAAGAGUCUGCAGUGUAAUCUCUACAUUCUCAGGCUGUCAGGCUGUCUAAUCACAGAGCAUGGUUGCACUUCUCUGGCCUCAGCUUUGCACUCCAACUCCCAACUGAGAGAGUUGGACCUGAGCUAUAACCAUCCAGGAGAGGCAGGAGAGAAGCAGCUGAAGCAGCUGAGAAUGGAUAUCAGGGUCAUUCUGGAGCCUGCUGGAGUCCGAUGGUUGAGACCAGGUCUGAGGAAGUAUUCUUGUCAACUCACAAUCGACACAAACACAGUAAAUAAAAACCUCAAACUGUCUGACAACAACAGGAAGGUGACACAUGUGAAGAAGAUUCAGUCAUAUCCUGAUCAUCCAGACCGAUUUGAUGACUGUCCUCAGCUGCUCUGCACAGAUCCUCUGACUGGUCGCUGUUACUGGGAGGUCGAGUGGAGAGGAGACAUUGAAAUAUCAGUGAGUUACAGAGGAAUCAGAAGGAAAGGACACAUAACAGACUGUGGGUUUGGAUCGAAUGAUCAAUCUUGGAGUCUGAGGUGCUCUGACAAUGGUUACUCUGUGUGGCACAGUAAGCGACAAAUAUGCAGCACCUCCUCCUCCUCUGAAUUUGACAUAGUAGCAGUGUGUGUGGACUGUCUUGCUGGCACUGUGUCCUUCUACAGGAUCUCCUCAGACAAUCUCAUCCACCUCCACACCCUCAAAAUUACAAUUACUGAACCUCUUUAUCCUGGAUUUAGGCUACGGUCCAAUACUCUAUCCUCUGUUUCCCCCCCUUUUAGGCAAACUUUUGUUAGACUAUUAAAGAUAUAAGAAUGCUUCUUCCAGUUAUUUUUCUCCCUGCAACAGCAUUGCUAUGUAAAGCAGUGGUGCAGCACCAAAUGCAA